AUGCACCGCCGAGUGGUCUGGAGGCUCUCGCGCCGCGUUAAUUCUUCGUCGUCCAGUACUCUAUCCUCGACCCAUAUUUCCUGCGCGCGAACAUUCCAGUCCUCUGCGGUUCUCUCGGAGGCCGAAAAUGGCACACGAAGUGGGCAUGGCUCACCAUCGUCGGCGCCCAAGUUCGGGAAUCGAUGGGGUGCCAGGCAAACGUCCAAGCCCAUCGGUCUCAGUCCAGCAGAACAGGCCCUGCGUGAUGCGAUGAUUGCGAAAAACAAACCUCCACCACCUUCUCCACAACCGACAUCUCCCGAGUCUUUGGGCAGGGAUAAGAGGAUACCGGGGACACAGUACUACAUGAACGGCCAGGGCAGACAUGCUGUCGUGCGCCCAACCGAUCAAUCUGCUGACCAUCGUCAUCCGAAUAGUCGGCACACUCGGCACUCGAGACCUCCAGGUCGGGACGAUAAUCGGUCGAAUCGGGGCAACCGCGAGUGGACAUGUCAAAACUGUCAACGACUGGUCUUCGCACGUCACAAGGUGUGCCCCUUCUGCCAGUCUCCACGCCAGGACCCUCCUAGGCCUCUCAGGCAGGACCAGCAGCGAUUUAAUCGGGGCUGGGAUUGUCCCAGCUGUGCACAAUACAACUUUGGAAGGCGGGAGACGUGUCUGUCAUGCGCAACACCGAAGCCAGAGGUGCAACCCUUGGAGGCACGGAGCUCAAGGGCGGACAGGUGGGGGAACCAUUCGGCACGCGAGGAGAAAUUGCGCAAUCUUGGUCGCUCUAUUCUUGAAGAAAGCCCAGAAGCAGAUUCUGUCUCCCACAGGCGCCCGUAUGCGAGCGAGAACGGGCAACUUGGUCAGUUAGGACGAGGCGCUCAGACCACGUCCCAUGAAAUUCGCGAGCAGGAGUCUGCAAAGGCAAAGAACGAAGCACGAACGAAGGAGGCUGAAUCCGAAAAAGAGGUCGAUAAGAAGGACCAAUGGUCAUGGGAUAUGUCCGCGUUGGAGCAGCUGGAUUCUAUUGAAGGACAGGGGGCUCCAGUGGAGACGCAAAAAAAGUCCAAAAAACGAGAUGGACGCCGAGACCGACAAAUCUCUGAAGAGAGUGACUUUGACCCCGAGGAGCGGAAGCGUCGCCGAGAAGAUCGCAAACGCCAAAGAAAAGUGAAAGAGGAGGUCUCGGCGAUUCCUCUUCAUCUUCCCGAGUUCAUCAGUGUCAGCAAUUUAGCCGAUGUCAUUGGUGUGCGCCCGGCCGAGUUUGUCGCUCGCAUGGAGGAAAUGGGCUUCGAAGACGUGACUUAUAACCACGUUCUGGAUGCUGAGACGGCUGGCUUGGUCGCUGCUGAGUUCAAUUAUGAAGCCAUCUUCGACAACGGAGCCGAUGAUCUCGAGGCUGCGCCAAUCCCGGAAGAUGCCUCGCACUUGCCUCCCCGUCCCCCAGUCGUGACAAUCAUGGGCCACGUCGAUCACGGCAAAACCACCAUUCUGGACUGGCUUCGGAACUCCUCCGUGGCGGCUACCGAGCAUGGCGGUAUCACGCAGCACAUUGGCGCCUUUUCCGUGGCCAUGCCCUCUGGAAAGACGAUCACCUUCUUGGAUACUCCUGGUCACUCUGCAUUCUUGGAAAUGCGAAAGCGCGGUGCGGACGUGACUGACAUUGUUGUCCUCGUCGUAGCUGCAGACGACAGUGUCAAACCCCAGACCAUCGAGGCGAUCAAACAUGCCAGCCAGGCCAAUGUGCCUAUCAUCGUUGCAAUCAGCAAAAUCGAUAAGGAGGGUCGUAACCCGGAUCGAGUCAAGCAAGAUCUCGCGGUUCACGGUGUACACGUCGAGGACUAUGGAGGCGACGUGCAAGCAAUUGGCGUGAGCGGCAAGACCGGUGAAGGUAUGCUUGAGCUCGAGGAAGCCAUUGUAGCUCUCUCCGAGAUGCAGGAUCAUCGUGCCGACAAGGAGGGUAAUGUUGAGGGCUGGGUCAUCGAGGCGACCACCAAGAGUUACGGUCGAGUGGCUUCCGCUCUGAUCCGUCGUGGUACCCUUCGACCCGGCGACGUCAUUGUCGCUGGCGAAACUUGGGCGCGCGUGAAGACGCUUCGCAACGAGGCCGGUCUGUCAAUCCUCGAAGCCACGCCCGGCAUGCCGGUGGAGAUUGAUGGCUGGCGAGACCAACCUGUUGCUGGCAGCGAGAUUCUGCAGGCCCAGAGCGAGCAAAAGGCCAAGGACGUGGUCGAAUAUCGACAGGAUCGUGUCGAGACCCAAAGAAUGGGUGAGGACAUGGUCGCUAUCAACGAAGCUCGACGAGAGCUCUUGGAGAAGCGCAAGCAGGAAGAUGGUGAAUCAGAUGAUGCAGCGAGUCCCAAGACGGAGGUCUCUGGGCCCAAAUCCGUCAACUUCAUCGUCAAGGCCGAUGUCACUGGAUCUGCUGAGGCCGUUUUGAACUCGCUGGCUGCCAUUGGCAACAAUGAGGUCUAUGCCAAUAUCGUGCGCUCGGGUGUUGGCCCGGUCACCGAGUUCGAUAUUGAACACGCAGCCAGUGCGGACGGCAAAAUUGUCUCCUUUAAUAUGCCCAUUGAUCCCAGCAUGAGUCGACUUGCUGAACAAAUGUCCGUGACAAUUAUGGAUCACAACAUCAUCUACAAGCUCAUCGACGACGUGAAAGACGUUCUGAGUGAAUACCUUACGCCAUUGGUCACUCAACGCGUGACGGGCGAGGCUGAAAUCGGCCAGAUCUUCGAGAUUACAAUCAAGGGUCGCGAGAAGACAUCUAUUGCCGGCUGUCGUGUACGAAACGGACUGGUCAACAAGACCAAGAAGGUCCGCGUAAUCCGCGGUAACGAAACUGUCUAUGAUGGCAUGAUGUCCUCACUCAAGAACGUCAAGAAAGACGUGACUGAGAUGCGCAAAGACACCGAGUGUGGUAUUGCAUUUGAUGGCUGGGCCGACUUCGCUGUCGGUGACCACAUUCAGUGCUACGAAGAAAUCCACGAGAAGCGACACCUGUAA
Penicillium oxalicum is the source of this 2991-nucleotide messenger RNA. Its product is annotated as translation initiation factor 2. The coding region runs from base 1 to 2991 and encodes 996 amino acids. NCBI's taxonomy places the organism in Eukaryota, Fungi, Ascomycota, Eurotiomycetes, Eurotiales, Aspergillaceae. Gene Ontology annotation, molecular function: translation initiation factor activity; GTP binding; GTPase activity. Gene Ontology annotation, biological process: translational initiation. The record is from RefSeq and is a predicted model, not a curated record. The transcript is spliced from 3 exons.